AUGGCAUCUCGAACGACUGCAUUGCGGCCGCUUUGCGCGCCCUCGAAAAACAACAUUAGGUAUUCACAAAGAAAUUAGGAAUGCUCAGUCUCCCAUUUCUUCUAGAUGCUCAUUCUCCACCACCUCUUCAGAAACUCCAGCGAAAAAGAAGAAAUCUACAGUCUUCCUCCCAUCUUCCUCUUUCAUAAAUCAUGUCAAAUCAACAGAACGCUCCUCUUCCGAUCAAAAAGCGGCUGCAGACGGUGGAUUCGAAGAGCUGUAUUCGUGGCAGAAAAACAGAGAAGGUCCAUUGUUCGAGCUUUUGGACGGACCGCCAUACGCGAACGGAGAAGCUCACACAGGACAUGCAAUCAACAAGAUACUCAAGGAUUUUGUGGUGAAGAGCAGAAUUGCACUGGGCUACAUGUGAGAUUAUUGAUUAGUGCUCAGCGUGAAUAGUGGAUGGCGGACGGCGCAGAGAGUAUUCUUGUGAACAUAUAUCACUUUACCCAUGCCGGUUUGCCUGUGACUGAAAUUGGAACAAUACAGAGAAGAUUAGCAUGACCCCUGCGCAAGGAUGACACGCAAAUUCGUGAAGCGUUCCAAAUUGUUUGCUAUUUUCAGAGUUCACUUCCGCCCCGGCUGGGAUUGUCACGGCCUUCCGAUCGAACUGAAAAUCGGAAAACGACAAGGAAAUUCUCAGUUGCGGACUCCGCUGGAAAUUCGUUCCGAUGCCCGGAUUGUGGCAGACGAAGCGAUCGGAAAGCAGAUGAACGCUUUCCGGAGAUGGGGAGUGACUGCCGAUUGGCAGAAUCCGUACGUAACGAAAAGCCCGGAGUAUGUGGCCGCUCAGUUGGACAUCUUUGCUCGGCUCGUGGAGCAGAAACUCGUGUACAGAUCAUUCAAACCAGUUUACUGGUCUCCGAGUUCGAAUACUGCUUUGGCUGAGUCGGAACUAGAAUACAACGAAAAACAUCAGAGCACCAGUGUCUACUUCCGCUUCAAAAUGAUCGACUUCUCCGCUUCUGACGUUAUCUGGCCGUCGCCUCCGCCUUCAAAGCCUUUCCAAUUCUUCGCUCUCAUCUGGACCACGACUCCAUGGACUUUGCCACUCAACAACGCCAUUUGUGUGUCUUCGGGAAUAGAAUACUCGGUUUUUCAAUUUGAAGACGAGCUCAAGUAUGUGCGAGAAGUCUUAUGAACAACUCGCCAUUUUAUUCUUUCAGCAAUCCGACAUGCUCAUUCUAUCUCGUCGCCUCAAAACUGCUCAACGAGUUCGAAAAGUCAAGUGCGCGCAAAUGCAAAGUUUUAGGAAAAUUGAACGCGGGGAAUCUGAUCGGGAGACGAUACCGCAGUUGCUGGCACAAUGAACUUGCACUGCCGAUCCACGAGGGAGAACACGUCAGCGAUUCGGUCGGAACUGGACUGGUGCACACUUCAUUCGCACACGGUUUCCAGGACUACGAUGUGACAAGAAAGUGCGCAGUUUUGUUAAAAUAAGCAUUUUUCCAGGUAGCGUUAUCGAAAGGAGAACGAGUUGAGAGCUUUGUAGACGCCCGUGGUCGCUACAGCCGACACCUCGGCCACGAUCUCGACGGAAAGGAAGUGCUCGGCGAGGGACAGAGAGAGGCUCUCCGUCUUCUCAAACACGAUAUCAUUCACAUGGCCAAACACAUUCACUCGUAUCCGUACGAUUGGCGAACGAAGAAGCCGGUGAUCAUCCGGAGCAGCGAGCAGUGGUUCAUUGACGUGGACGAAAUCGGAAGACGGGCGGCCGCGAUGCUCGAUGACAUUGCAGUGUCUGCUGGCGAAUCGGACCUCCGCGGAGCACUCAAACAACUCGUGACGACAAGAAAAAGUUGGUGCAUUUCGAGACAAAGAGUGUGGGGAACACCGAUUCCCGGGCUGAUCGACAGAAACGGAGCAUCGUACACGUCUCGCAAGCUCAUCGAAUACGUGGCGCAAUUGACGAGAGAACGAGGAACGACGGAUGUUUGGUGGGAGAUCGGAGUGGACGAGAUUUUGGCGAACGGAGACGUCAGAAGAUCUUUGCAGAUCCCUGAAGGCGUUGAAGUUACCAAAAAUACAGAUAUCAUGGACGUAUGGCUCGAUUCUGGACUCGCCUGGCACGCAGCCAAGUUAGAUGAUUCCGAAAGGGAACACGUGGCAGAUGUCGUUCUGGAAGGAGUCGAUCAGUUCAGAGGAUGGUUCCAGUCGCUUCUGCUCACUUCGGUCGCUGUCCAGAACAAACUCCCCUAUCGACGGAUUAUUGUGCAUGGAUUCUGCAUCGACGAGAACAACAACAAAAUGUCGAAAUCGAUUGGGAACGUCGUUGAUCCUACAAUGCUCACAGACGGAUCUCUGAAGCAGAAAGCGAUCGGCGCCGACGGAUUACGCUUCUGGGUGGCUCUUUCCGGAUCUGAAAACGCAGGCGAAUCAAGGAUCGGACCGAAAAUCAUUGAGGAUGUCGAUAAGAAAGUGAUUGCUCUCCGGAACGGAUUCCGAUUCAUGAUCGGCGGAUGCCAGGGGUUCAACGGAAUCGAGCCGAACUUCCAGUUGAGAACACUCGACAAGGACAUGCUACAGAACUGCGACGGCUUCGUGAAACGGUCAAUCGGCCACUACGGAGACUUCAAAUUCCGAACUGUGGCCAAUGACUUGACGCAGUUUAUGCAACGGAAUUUCAGCACGAAUUACGUGGUAAACAAAAUCAAGAAAAGCGUCGAAAUUGCAAAAAUCUCAUUCAGAAAUACGUGCGAGAUCGUUUGUAUUGUAAUCGAAUUGGAAGUGAGGCACACCUCUCCGCGCAGUUUACUCUUCACAGGUUGGACGCUAAAUCUGUCGACUUUUGCAUCAUCCCUUCAUUCCAGAGUGGCUCACAACCUUGCUCACGUCAUCUCCCCGAUCCUCCCGCAUCUCUCUUCCGAAGUACUCCAUCACCUGCCCGGCUCUCACGAAAAACACAUUCUCCGCUUGAAACUCGACCAACUGCAGUCGGGAGUGACUGCUGAUUUUCAGCUCUUUGAGCACAUGCAAUUAAUUCAAGAGAUCCGAAAUAUACUGGAAACAACCGCCGGACCGAAGAUUGACACGUCGAAAAAGGUAUUGACGCACAGAAUGAGAGACCGCAGAGAGAUUCAUCCUGAUCAUAUUUCAGGGAGUUGUCCUUGGAUUACCUCAGGAAUCCGAAAAGAUUCUGUCGAUUUAUAACGCAGAACUCCCGGAGCUUUUCAAUGUUUCGGAGGUGAAAGUGUUCCGUACAAGCGAUGAAAUUACGAUUGAGAUAGUGGAAAGCGGAAUGCGGUACUGCGAAAGAUGCCGGAAACACACGCGGAAAGACGGAGAGUCACUGUGCGGACGGUGCGCAGAAGCUGUUGCUUUAUAG
Caenorhabditis sp. 36 PRJEB53466 is the source of this 3364-nucleotide messenger RNA. NCBI's taxonomy places the organism in Eukaryota, Metazoa, Nematoda, Chromadorea, Rhabditida, Rhabditidae. The record is from the annotation of a GenBank genome assembly.